AUGUACGCAGCUGCACAAGACAGUGGAGGAUGUGAGGUUCUCGGCGGUGGAGCUGAAAAGCCUGCAGAGAGUGGUGCACGUGUGCCCUUCGUACAGCAACAAAAAGGCCCUGCUUGCUACCGCACAUCCGGAUGACGUGUUCUGCUUCCACGAGAUUAAUUUUCUUCCCAGUCGGCUGCCGAAGUCGUACAUUCCGGAUAAGCGCAAUGUGGUGGAGCGUAUCGUUAGCGUCGGCAUCCUCUACAACGCGACGGUGAGUUGUUCCGCAGUGCCUCUGGUGGUGCUAGAGCCAUCCAAUAGGCCCGAGCGCCGGCGGGCGAGCGCCGCAUCGCGCAAGGUGGCCGUUCGCCGUGAUUGCAACACCAUCAUCCUCACCAUUUACAAGGCGCAUCGCAUCACAGACGAGGUGGCGCCGCCCGUCACGGAGCACGGCUUCAGUGUGCAGCACCUCACGAACACCCGAGUCGUCAACAUUCGUGGAUCGGUUCCGGAGACGGGCCUGCCGCACCUGCAGGGAGUGGGUGACGCGCUGAAGGCGUAUUACCGCGUUAUGCUGAUGAGGCGUGCGAUAGGGUCCAAGCGGUUCCAGUUCGACUAUUCGGCUUCCAUCGCUGAUGUUGACUAUAACGACAUACUCGAGUUGCUGGGAGAAGCGUGGACUCGUGUGCGCGCGGCUACCAUGCAGCGGAGCUGGUGGCGCGCAGGAUGCGUGCCGGCGAGCUGGCCGCCCCUGAUGGUGUACCCGGGUGACACGUGCGCAACCGGCAUGUUCGAGCCUAUUAUUUCGGUAUGCGUCGAUUUGCAGUUGCUUAUCGAGAAGUUCAAGGUAAGGCAUGCGUGCUACAUGACGGCCGCGGAUUUUAUCAACUGCGACGUGGGACUAUGCGUGGAACAGGGGUUCAGAGCCACACCUGCUGCCAGCGCGUCCGAUGACUCAUCGGGCGACAUGAGUCUGCCAGACGGCCCAUUGCUGCAGGACGAGCGCAGCAGGAGGCGCGUGAUACACAACGUCACAAACGCGUACGUGGAGCGUGCCGAUGAGCUCGACAUCCCCCCGGCGGCUGUGCCAGCAGAGGUCGGAGCAUCGAACCAGGAGGUGAUUUCCCGCCUAUGCAGGACGCCUGUCAAGAGGGCUUGCGCAGGGGGGCGAGCUGAGAAUGGGACAGCCGAAGAAGUGCUGUAG
Molecule: messenger RNA, 1183 nt
Organism: Closterium sp. NIES-65
Lineage: Eukaryota; Viridiplantae; Streptophyta; Zygnematophyceae; Desmidiales; Closteriaceae
Source: the annotation of a GenBank genome assembly